GGCCAUGUAGUGUCGCCGUUACUCUGAGGAGAGAACAGUCGGUAGAGGGGUGCAAAAAUGCAGAGCAAUAAAACCUUUAACUUGGAGAAGCAAAACCAUACUCCAAGGAAGCAUCAUCAGCAUCACCACCAGCAGCACCACCAACAGCAACAGCCACCACCGCCACCAAUACCUGCAAAUGGGCAACAAGCCAGCAGCCAAAAUGAAGGCUUGACUAUUGACCUGAAGAAUUUUAGGAAACCAGGAGAGAAGACCUUCACCCAACGUAGCCGGCUCUUUGUGGGCAAUCUUCCUCCUGACAUCACUGAGGAGGAGAUGAGGAAACUAUUUGAGAAAUACGGGAAGGCAGGCGAAGUCUUCAUUCAUAAGGAUAAGGGCUUUGGCUUUAUCCGCUUGGAAACGCGAACCCUAGCAGAGAUUGCCAAAGUAGAGCUGGACAACAUGCCACUUCGUGGAAAGCAGCUGCGUGUGCGCUUUGCCUGCCAUAGUGCAUCGCUCACAGUCCGAAACCUUCCUCAGUAUGUUUCUAAUGAACUGCUGGAGGAAGCUUUUUCUGUGUUUGGCCAAGUGGAAAGGGCUGUAGUCAUCGUGGAUGAUAGAGGAAGGCCCUCAGGAAAAGGCAUUGUUGAAUUCUCAGGGAAGCCAGCUGCUCGGAAAGCUCUGGACAGGUGCAGUGAAGACUCCUUCCUGUUAACCACAUUUCCUCGGCCUGUGACUGUGGAGCCCAUGGACCAGUUGGAUGAUGAAGAGGGACUUCCAGAGAAGCUGGUUAUAAAGAACCAGCAAUUUCGUAAGGAGCGAGAACAGCCACCCAGAUUUGCACAGCCUGGCUCCUUUGAGUAUGAGUAUGCCAUGCGCUGGAAGGCACUCAUUGAGAUGGAGAAGCAGCAGCAGGACCAAGUGGACUGCAACAUAAAGGAAGCUCGUGAGAAGCUGGAGAUGGAGAUGGAGGAUGCUCGCCAUGAGCACCAAGUCAUGUUAAUGAGACAGGAUUUGAUGAGGCAUCAAGACGAACUCUGGAGGAUGGAAGAGCUGCACAACCAAGAAGUGCAAAAACAAAAGCAACUGGAGCUCAGGCAGGAGGAAGAGCGCAGGCGCCGUGAAGAAGAGAUGCGGCAGCAACAGGAAGAAAUGAUGCGGCAACAGCAGGAAGGAUUUAAGGAAACAUUCCCUGAUGCGAGAGAACAGGAGAUAUGGAUGGGCCAGAUGGCCAUGGGAGGUGCUAUGGGCAUAAACAACAGAGGCGCCAUGCCCCCUGCUCCAGUGCCAGCUGGUACCCCAGCUCCCCCAGGACCUGCCACUAUGAUGCCAGAUGGAACCUUGGGAUUGACCCCACCAACAACUGAACGCUUUGGCCAGGCUGCUACCAUGGAAGGAAUUGGGGCCAUUGGUGGAACCCCUCCUGUGUUCAACCGUGCAGCUCCUGGAGCUGAAUUUGCUCCAAACAAACGUCGCCGAUACUAAUAAAAAUUUCACUGUCUAGUUUCCCAAAAACCCUCAAAAGAAAGACCCUUUUUGGACUAGCCAGAAUUCUGCCCUGGAAAAAGUGUUAGGGAUUCCUCCCAAUAGUUAGGUCUUCCUUGCCUGUACUACUCUAAGGGAGUAUGCUGGAGGCUGAGGGCAAGGGAGGGGCGAUAAAAU
Prionailurus viverrinus (fishing cat) is the source of this 1641-nucleotide messenger RNA. Its product is annotated as non-POU domain-containing octamer-binding protein-like. NCBI's taxonomy places the organism in Eukaryota, Metazoa, Chordata, Mammalia, Carnivora, Felidae. Gene Ontology annotation, cellular component: nucleus. Gene Ontology annotation, molecular function: RNA binding. Gene Ontology annotation, biological process: regulation of DNA-templated transcription. The record is from RefSeq and is a predicted model, not a curated record.